This is a messenger RNA of Drechmeria coniospora, 2892 nucleotides long. Its product is annotated as cyclic nucleotide-binding domain-containing protein. Bases 1 to 2892 code for a protein of 963 amino acids. The record is from RefSeq and is a predicted model, not a curated record. Gene Ontology annotation, molecular function: protein binding; protein-containing complex binding. Lineage: Eukaryota; Fungi; Ascomycota; Sordariomycetes; Hypocreales; Ophiocordycipitaceae. The transcript has a single exon.
AUGUCCAAUCCGACCUCCCUCAUCCGCUCCUUCGAUGUCGAGAGCAACCCGUCACGCCCCGUACGGCCCUCGCCGCUCGCCGCCUCCACCAUCCGCGACAUGCCGCUCGACCUCGUCCAGCGCAUCCGCUCCUUCCCCCUCUUCCAGUCCGCGCCCGAGGACUUCCUCGUCGCCAUCGGCAAUCAUCUGAAGCCGCAGAUCCACGGCUCCAACGAUCACAUCAUCACCGAGGGUGACGAUGCCAAGGCCAUGUACUGGCUCGUCCGAGGCGUCGUCGCCGUCACCUCGCGCGAUGGCGAGGCCGUCUACGCCGAGCUCAAGCCCGGCGCCUUCUUCGGCGAGAUCGGCGUCCUCAUGGAUAUGCCGCGCACCGCCACCAUCUUGGCCCGCACGAAAUGCCUCCUGCUCGUCCUGAAGAAGGAGGACCUGCGGCUCGUCAUGCCCAAGUUCCCCGACAUGGAAAAGGCCAUCCUGGAGGAGGCCCAAGAGCGGCUGAACCUGCUCAAGAAGAAGCGGCGCGAGGGUGCCGACGCGACCCUCGAGUUGCCCAAGCAAGACUUCCUCCCCCGCGCGCCCACACCCGGCGAGGCGAACAGGGGCGAGACGGGCGCCAUCAAGGACGGCACCGUCGUCAACUCGAGGAAGCGCAAGUCGCCCAGCCCCAACCUCUUCGACGACCCGGCCGCCGGCAGCAUCAUCGGCAGCGGCGUAGUCAACAUCCGCAGGACCCUCAAGGAGCUCCCGCUCUUCUCGACCCUGCCCCCCGACAUCCUGCACUUCCUCGGCCUCAACGUCCAGCCCAAGACGUACCCCCCCUUCACCCAGAUCCUCCAGCAGGGCUGCGCCGGCAAGGAGAUCUACUUCAUCGUCCAGGGCGAGGCUGAAGUCGUCCACGAGGAGGCGAUUCAGUCGCAGGCGCAACCGCCGCCUCCGCCCGAGCGCCAGCCGCGCCCGCGCCUCCGCUCCGGCCAAUAUUUUGGCGAGGUCACGAGCCUCGGCCUCUCGCCCGACCGGACCGCGACGGUCAGGUCCAUCACGACCGUCGAGUGCCUCGUUGUGCCCGAGGACGUCCUGGACGAGCUGUGGCGCCGCUGCCCGCCCGGCAUCCGCUCCCAGGUGGAACGGACGGCGAGGCUGCGGUUCGAAAGCCUCGACGAGGAGGACGUCGAAAUGGGUGACGCCGCCUCGAAGCAGCAGCAUAAGUCGUCCCGGCCGCCGGUGCUGAAGACGCCGGCGGCCCAGGAGAUACUGCCGAGCCUCGAGUUCACCUCGACCUCGAAGUCGGCCUCGCCGGCCAAGGAUGACUCCGACUUGAUGGAGCGCAUCGACCCCGACCCCUUCCUGAGCGUCAACAUGGAGAACCUGAGAAACCGGCGGCGGCAGUCCUUGGCGCCUCCGACGCCGCCGCUCGACAGCCGGCUGAACGGGACCAAGUCCCUCGUUGACAUGGCGCCCAUGUCGCUCGCCCCCUCGCCCUCGCCCUCGCCCUCGCAGCCGGAGCUGGAGCCGGGCGUGAGGUCGAAGCGGGCCCGGACCCUGCAGCGAAGCGCGGCCGAGACCGAGACCAGAGCGCGGCUGUCGUCCGAUCUGCUGGCCCGAAUCUUCCACCACCUCGACGUCGGUGCGCUUUUUCGGCUGCGCAUCGUCUGCAGGCACUGGCGCGACAUCGUCACCACCUCCCCCGAGCUCUGCCAUGACGUGGACCUGUCUCGCUACAACAGGCGCGUCAACGACGAGACUAUCGGUCGCUACAUCGCCCCCUUUGUCGGCACCCGCGCCGUGAGCAUGAACCUCAGCAACUGCUUUCACAUCACCGACGACGGCUUUGCCGCCCUGUGGAAGCACUGCGGGAAGAACGUGAGACGGUGGAAGAUGCGCUCCGUCUGGGACGUCUCGGCGAACCAGAUCCUCGAGAUGAGCGAGCAGGCCAAGGGUCUCGAGGAAAUCGACUGGAGCAACUGCCGCAAGGUCGGCGACAGCCUCCUCGGCCGCGUCGUCGGAUGGGUCGUCCCCGCCUCUCCGGCCUCCAAGAAGGGUGCCGUCGCCUCGAGUUCCAACGAGCCUCGGAAGCGUAGCCCGAAGCAGGACGAGCCGCGGCCGGUGCCCGGGACGGUCUUCGGAUGCCCCAACCUGAGCAGACUCAACCUCUCCUACUGCAAGCACAUUACCGAUCGCUCCAUGGCCCACCUCGCCGCCCACGCCUCCGGCCGGCUUCAGUCUCUCGUCCUCACCCGGUGCACCUCCAUCUCCGACGCCGGCUUCCAGUCCUGGGCCGCCUACAAGUUCGAGAAGCUCACCAAGCUGUGCUUGGCCGACUGUACCUACCUCUCGGACAACGCCAUCGUCGCGCUCGUCAACGCGGCCAAGGGCCUGACGCACCUCGACCUAUCCUUUUGCUGCGCCCUCUCCGAUACCUCGACCGAGGUUGUCGCCUUGGGCCUCCCCAAGCUCCGCGAGUUGCGGCUCGCCUUCUGCGGCAGCGCCGUGAGCGAUGGGAGCCUCGAGAGCAUCGCCCUGCACCUCAACGAGCUCGAAGGCCUGAGCGUGCGCGGCUGCGUCAGGGUGACGGGCAAGGGCGUCGAGAACAUCCUUCGAGGGUGCACGCGCAUUCAGUGGUUGGACGUCAGCCAGUGCCGCAACCUCGAGCCUUGGCUCCGCACCGGCAGCUUGCUGAAGUGGGGUUUCGACGACCGCCUGGCCAAGCCGAUGCUGCGGACCGACAUGCCGGUGAUGCUGCGCGAGGGUGCUGGGGAGACGCCGAUGCCCAAGACGAUGAGUGUCGCCAUGCUCACCACGCCCUUUCUCCCGCGCGUCGGCCGGAACUUCGCCAACAAGCGCGCGAGACAGCCAGUACGGUUCAUACUCCAGAAGGGCCUCCAGGGGCUGCGAUGA